Spodoptera littoralis (African cotton leafworm) is the source of this 288-nucleotide messenger RNA. The record is from the annotation of a GenBank genome assembly. NCBI's taxonomy places the organism in Eukaryota, Metazoa, Arthropoda, Insecta, Lepidoptera, Noctuidae.
AUGGCCAACGAAGGUCUUAAAAAUAAGAGUGAUUUAAAUUUGGAUGAAGUGCCAGUUAAAAAAAUGAAGCUUGAUACUGAGAAAGACUCGGUUUUGACAAGAACAGUUGCAACUAUGUGCGGAGCUUGGAGGCCAGAAGAGGAGUAUGGGGGACUGGUCUUUGUGUUUAAGACUAGGGAUCCGGGCCUUAGCCCUAAUCCUGCUAAUGAAGCUGACUAUCCUGAGAACAUUGAAGAUUUUUGGGAGGCGACCUUUCCAUCCGGCGAUGAUGAACAGUCUUGCGACUAG